Molecule: messenger RNA, 3189 nt
Organism: Sodiomyces alkalinus F11
Lineage: Eukaryota; Fungi; Ascomycota; Sordariomycetes; Glomerellales; Plectosphaerellaceae
Exons: 13
Coding region: 1-3189 (1062 amino acids)
Molecular function (GO): ATP-dependent chromatin remodeler activity; ATP binding
Source: RefSeq, a predicted model, not a curated record
AUGCCGGCCUCAUAUGAGGACCAGCCCGGCAAUCUUCCUCAAGCGGAAGAAGCUAGCCCGGAGCGUUCAACUUUACCAGAUCUACCCGUGGAACCAGAGAAGGUAUACGCUGGAUGCGUGCCCGACCAGCCAGAGCAGCCAGAGCAUGAGAUGCCAGUCCGCUCAUCUGAUGCUGCAGCACAGAGCGCCUCUCCAGGUGUCGUUCCUACAGUAGAGGACUGUGAUGGCAACGGAUCUACAGGGAGCGCAGUCUCCCACUCUCCUCAGACCUGUGCCAACGCUACGGAGCCUUUCGGCUUAUCCGAAUACUUGAAUGGGAUUUCGGGAUUGCAAUAUGUCAAGAAUUUUAACGAGCAAUUUCCGAAUGCAGACGAUGGCCAGUCCAAUGAUGAGGCACGCGAACUCUUCGUGCAAGACGAUCGUCAACAGCUACUAGCUGCCAUACGUGGCUACUUUCCGGCCGAAGUAUUAGACUUAGCCGUGGAGACACCAGACCAGAUGACUAUGAAACCAGACUUUGGCAGCCCCUAUUGUGAGGAGCAUGGAAAUUCCCAUGAACAGAAGGAUACUUCCCUUGACCCCCCCAGCUUUGGUGAGCCGCCAUUCGAUGAAUCGGCGAGGCAGAAGCGGACGACCAAGCCGGGCAAGUCGACAGGCAAAUCGACAAGACCCCGACGAAAGACUGCGCGAGAACAGGCAGUCAAACGACACGAGAAGGAACGGCGUGAAUUCAAGGAGCACGUCCGAAAAGAAAUGGCAUCGAAAGGACCUGAUGUGUCGCCUCAGGACAUCGACCUGCCUCAACCCAAGAAAAGACGAAAUAGGUCAGGGGGGGCCGCGGCUGGCGCUGUCGAAGAAGAGGCUGACGGGGGACUGAGCCAUAUUCAGGCGAAUGACAAGGAGAUCGUAGUGGCCAGAAAGCGACGCCACGAAGAGAUUGCAAAGUCAGUCGUUACGACCGGCUUAAGCAACCGACACACUGCAACGCAACGGGCCGACCUCCAAGAAGCCAUUGGCGUCUUCGGCUUCAACAAAUUGGUUGCCGUUUCGUGGAUGGUUAAACGAGAGACGCAUAUAAUACCGCCGUACGGUGGGAUCCUCGCUGACGUGCCUGGUAUGGGCAAAACAAUCGUCUCGCUGGCGGCCGUUGUCGGGAACCCUCCCACGAGGGAGGAUAUAGAGGCUUCCCAAGCAGCGACGCUUAUUGUCCUGCCCAACUCCACGGUUCUAAACCAGUGGGUAGAGCAGAUUCAUGCCCAUGUGCAUAUCACGGGGAACCCGUACAUCUACAAGAGGAGCCAGAACCAACUCGGCGAGCACCAACUCGGUGGUAUGCAUCUGGUGCUUACAACGUACUCCGAGCUGCAACGAAGCUAUCCAUCCCAAAAGCUCCGCCAGAAGAUCAGGGAGAAACACAGUCGCGAGGUUGGCGACGGCUCUGGCGAGGUGAUCGUUAACGAGCCUGCGUACGAAGCGGAGCUGGAUCAUCACAUUGGUGUCUUGUUUCGUGUCAAAUGGUACCGGGUCGUUCUUGACGAAGUCCAUCAGAUCAAGAACUACGACUCGCAUACCUGCUUCGCAACGGAGCAUCUCCAAGCAAAACACUUUUGGGGCCUCAGCGGUACGCCAUUGAUCAACGGUGCUAUGGAGCUGUUUCCCUACUUGAGAGUCAUACGAUACGAGGAGGAAGAGACGCAGGAGAGAUUCGAGGCCAAGUAUCUCAAAUCGAACGAGGCAAAAGAAGAGAUUGACGCCCUCAUCUACCUAAUCACAUACCGGAGGACCCAUGAUGACCUAUUCCUGGGCCAGAAGAUGCUCAGUCUUCCCGUGUCGCAUGCGGGUGACCAGUGGGUGACGCUGUCAGCCGAAGAGAGAAUCAUCUACGACUUAACCUCCUUGUGGUUCGAGGAUCGCGCCCUUGCAAAAGUGGCGUUGCUUCACCGCCAGCGGCAAGCCGUAUCGCACCCUUACAUGCUUGAGAGUUUCUUCCGCCGGGGGAUUGAGGCAGACUUUCUUCGCCAGUAUAUCGACGAACUAUCCAAAGUCGAGGGCAAGAAGCCCGUCUACCUUCAAAUUGGCAACUGGAUUGACCGUCACAUUCUCGAGGAAUCUGGCGAGCCGAGGCGAGGAAUCGCCACGGACCGCCCUUACCUCCGGCCUUUUGGCAGGUCUCCAUUUGGGAGCACGUUUAAGAUGACCGGACUUCUCGAACUGGCUUUCAACGAGAAGACGCUGGAGGACACGACAUGCGGGAUAUGUAAGGUUGAUGGACCUAUCUGCAAUCCUGUGGUCACCAAAGAGUGUAAGCACAUCUUCUGUGCGGAGUGCGUCGCUGACGAGAUGGACAAGCACACUCUGAGUGGACCUUGCGCGAUGAAGUGCCCGACUUGCGACGCGGACUGGAAAGGAAGGGUCGAGCUUGAGACACUUGAUACCUCGAAAGAAAAAGUUAUCGAAGCCAAUAUCGCAGCGAAGAAAAACCAGUCCAACCACAAGAACUCGACCAAAAGGAACGUGAAGCGGAGAAGGCCUGUCAGGGAGCAGGAAGAGGACCCAGGUAACAACAGCGUGGCUCGGCGACCUGGCGAAGAUUCUCUGGGAUUCAAGCCGGCUUUUGGAGAGUGUGAAGGAGAGUUCUUCACCAAGGCCGUCCAUUCCGAUGAAUAUGGCGGAAAAGGCGUGCCGGCUCCCGGAGCCAAGGUUACAGCCGUCAAGGACACAGUCUUGCGAUGGCAGGAGGAGGAUCCAGAACAUAAGGGUAUCAUUUUCACCCAAUUCAUCAUGACGUCCCAGAUUAUCGGACAAAUGUUGCAGCUCGAAGGCAUCGAAUUCGUCUACCUUAACGGCAAGGUGACGCCUCACCAGAAGAUCACUGCUGUCAAGGCCUUUUGGGAGAAACCCGAGAUAAAGUAUAUGAUCGCAUCUAUGCGCUGCGGCGGUCAAGCUCUGAACCUGACGUGCGCGAACCGAGUGAUCAUGGUUGAUGUCUGGUGGAAUAAGGCGGCUGAAGAGCAGGCCUUUGGACGGGUGUUCCGACUCGGCCAGGUCAAGGAAACGCAUUACGUCCGUAUCCUGGCGCGGAAGACGGUGGAUGAGCGCAUACGAGACCUGCAGGAUAGCAAGGAGGAGGAGAUUUCGCGUGUGCUCCAGGAUGAUGGGCAUGUUCUGUCCGAGCGCUCCGAAUUCUGA